This is a messenger RNA of Nilaparvata lugens (brown planthopper), 1209 nucleotides long. RefSeq names its product solute carrier family 2, facilitated glucose transporter member 3. The record is from RefSeq and is a predicted model, not a curated record. The coding region runs from base 1 to 1092 and encodes 363 amino acids. Lineage: Eukaryota; Metazoa; Arthropoda; Insecta; Hemiptera; Delphacidae. Gene Ontology annotation, molecular function: hexose transmembrane transporter activity. Gene Ontology annotation, biological process: monosaccharide transmembrane transport. Gene Ontology annotation, cellular component: membrane. The transcript has 9 exons.
AUGCAUCACCGCAUUGUAAAAGGAACGUUAAUAGUGAGCGGUGUAUUGGGUGUAGUCGCUGGCAUCCUAUUUCUAACCUGUAAAGAUCCACACCUUAUAGAAUUCAUAUUUAUUGGGAGAUUUCUAGUUGGAUUAUCGUCAGGUCUAAUAACAGGAGUUAUGCCCAUGUAUCUCUGUGAAAUAGCGCCACCCAAUCUGAGAGGGGUGAUGGGUGUCCUGCCCACUAGGACUAACAUUUGGCGUUUAAGCCCUAAAUACUUGUAUCAUCAGGGACUCAAACAGCGGGCUUGCCGAGAUAUGUCACGACUGCGAGGCGAGCCGCUGGACUCUGUGUCACGUGAGCUAGAGUCUCAGGGCGCCCUGAACGAGAUCACAAGUGAGGGAUGGACCAUUGCUCGACUCCUGGCCACACGCAACCUGAGGCUCCCUCUGGCCUUGACUUGUGCCUUGCAGGCUGGCCAACAGACCAGUGGCAUUAAUGCUGUUUUCUACUACUCGAUGAAGAUCUUCGAGUCGGCCGGUUUGAACGUGGCUGAGCAACAGUACGCCAGUCUCGGCGCUGGAUUGGUGAACUUCGGGGUGGCUGUCAUUAUGCUUCCCCUCGUCAACAAACUGCCCCACCGCAAACUCACCAUUAGCAGCUCUUGCCUCGCCACCCUAACCCUCUUCCUGCUCACUAUAAGCAUCAGUUAUAUUAAAACCUACUAUUGGAUGCCAUAUCUGUGUGUAUUCUCAGUGAUGUUCUAUGUGCUGGUCUAUGGCAUUGGUCUGGGGCCUAUCCCAUACUUUAUCGGAAGUGAACUGUUUGAGGUGGGCCCGCGGCCGUCGGCAAUGGCGCUGGGCAGUGUUGCCAACUGGACGGGCAACUUUAGUGUGGGCAUGCUGUUUCCCUCACUGCAACGAGUCAUGGGUCCCUACUCAUUCCUCAUCUUCGCCUUUUGCACUUCCCUGCUCACCAUAUUCCUACAUAUGUUCUUGCCUGAGACCAACCCUCGCCACAUGUAUGAGAGAGAGGAGAGUCAUGAGAGCACAAACACUUGUCAACAGUCCACAACAGACAGGAUGCUCUUCAAAUCCAUUCAUGAUUUGUGACCUAAUACUAGUAGUAAACAGCAUAGUAAUUUGGCAACCAUUCAUGAAGUGGCGCCCAAUGUGGGACCUGUAAAGUCCAUUCAUGGAUUGUGACCUAGUACUUGCAGUAGUAGAUUG